Messenger RNA from Abrus precatorius (Indian licorice), 675 nucleotides. RefSeq names its product protein DOG1-like 4. Gene Ontology annotation, molecular function: sequence-specific DNA binding. The transcript is spliced from 2 exons. The record is from RefSeq and is a predicted model, not a curated record. Gene Ontology annotation, biological process: DNA-templated transcription. NCBI's taxonomy places the organism in Eukaryota, Viridiplantae, Streptophyta, Magnoliopsida, Fabales, Fabaceae. Bases 1 to 675 code for a protein of 224 amino acids.
AUGGCCUUUGUCCAAUUCUACGAGUCAUGGUUGGAGAAGCUGAAGGAGCUGGUGCAGCAACUAAGAGCAACAAGGGAAAAGGAAGAGCAUGAAGAAGAAGGAGAAGAGGAAAUAAUAGAGAAAGUGAUGUUGCACCACCAAGACUAUUACAGAGCCAAAUCGGAGGCUGCGGAGAAGGAUGCACUCAACGUGUUUCUUUCACCAUGGGCCACCACACUUGAACGCUCCCUUCAUUGGAUCACUGGGUGGCGACCCACCACCGCUUUUCACCUCAUAUACACAGAGUCUUCUCUUCUCUUUGAAUCACACAUCAUUGAUAUUCUUCAAGGCCUUCGCACCGGUGACCUCGGUGACCUUUCACCGUCCCAAUUCCGACGUGUCAGCGAGCUUCAGUGUGACACUGUGAAGGAAGAGAAUGCAAUAACCGAGGAGCUAUCAGAGUGGCAGGACAGUGCGAGCGAGAUGAUGGGUCUUCACCCGGAAAUCAACGAGAAGAUUGACGGGCUGAUAUGCAUUGUAAACAAAGCCGAUGAUCUACGGCUAAGAACACUGCAGAGUGUGGUGGGCUUGCUGUCGCCGCAGCAGGCUAUCGAGUUCUUGAUGGCUUCUGCUGAGUUGCUCCUAGGGAUCCGUGGAUGUGGAUUGAAUCACGACCGUUCCCGUCACAGAGUAUGA